Molecule: messenger RNA, 8459 nt
Organism: Trichechus manatus latirostris (Florida manatee)
Lineage: Eukaryota; Metazoa; Chordata; Mammalia; Sirenia; Trichechidae
Gene: CNOT9
Product: CCR4-NOT transcription complex subunit 9
Exons: 8
Coding region: 517-1401 (294 amino acids)
Biological process (GO): mRNA catabolic process; negative regulation of translation
Cellular component (GO): CCR4-NOT complex; P-body; CCR4-NOT core complex
Source: RefSeq, a predicted model, not a curated record
GGAGUAGCUGGUGAGUUCGAACCACUGGCCUUUUGGUUAGCAGCCAAGCACUUAACCACUGAGACACUAAGGCUCCUUACCUCUGUGAAUAAACCCACCCGUUGCUGUCGAGUCGGUUCCAACUCAUAGUGACCCUAUAGGACAGAGUAGAACUGCUCCACAGGGUUUCCAAGGAGCACCUGGUGGAUUCAAACUGCUUACCUUUUGGUUAGCAGGUGAACUCUUAACCACUAUGCCACCAGGAUUUACUCUGAGCAUCAGCGAUCUUACCUGCAAGUGUAGGUUCCCUUUUUUUCUAUCUACCUAUGUCAUAGUUUGGGGAGAAUUACGUCAGAAAAUAUUGGGCAUAGGGAUAGAAAUGACCAUGUGUUUGUUAGGACUUUAUAGCUAGAAGUAACAAUGGCAAUCAUUUUUUUAGCCUACCAUCUUAUUUUCCAGAUAAGAAUAAUUAAGGGACUUAACCAAGGUCCUGAGGCUUUUGACAAGUGUGAAGAAUUACAGAAAUGCUGAAAUUUUAUGGAAAUGCCUGUGCCUACGGCACUGGCUCAAGUGGAUAGAGAAAAGAUCUAUCAGUGGAUUAAUGAGCUGUCCAGUCCUGAGACAAGGGAAAAUGCUUUGCUGGAGCUAAGUAAGAAGCGAGAAUCUGUUCCUGACCUUGCACCCAUGCUGUGGCAUUCAUUUGGUACUAUUGCAGCACUUUUACAGGAAAUUGUAAAUAUUUAUCCAUCUAUCAAUCCACCCACCUUGACAGCACACCAGUCAAACAGAGUUUGCAAUGCUCUUGCAUUACUGCAAUGUGUGGCAUCACACCCAGAAACCAGGUCAGCAUUUCUUGCAGCACACAUCCCCCUUUUUUUGUACCCCUUUUUGCACACUGUCAGCAAGACACGUCCCUUUGAGUAUCUUCGGCUCACCAGCCUUGGAGUUAUUGGGGCCUUGGUGAAAACAGAUGAGCAAGAAGUAAUCAACUUUUUAUUGACUACAGAAAUUAUCCCUUUGUGUUUGCGCAUUAUGGAAUCUGGAAGUGAACUUUCUAAAACAGUUGCCACAUUCAUCCUCCAGAAGAUCCUCUUAGAUGACACUGGUUUGGCUUAUAUAUGUCAGACGUAUGAGCGUUUCUCCCAUGUUGCCAUGAUCUUGGGUAAGAUGGUCCUGCAGCUAUCCAAAGAGCCUUCCGCCCGUCUGCUGAAGCAUGUAGUGAGAUGUUACCUUCGACUCUCAGAUAAUCCCAGGGCACGUGAAGCGCUCAGGCAGUGCCUCCCUGACCAGCUGAAGGACACGACCUUUGCCCAGGUGCUAAAAGAUGACACCACCACAAAACGCUGGCUUGCACAACUGGUGAAGAACCUGCAAGAGGGCCAGGUCACCGACCCCCGGGGUAUCCCCCUGCCCCCUCAGUGAUCCUCCCCUGUCCUCUCCCACUGCUCCCCUACAUUGGGGAAGGGAGGGGGAACCUGCGAGGAAAACAGCUCAGGUUUUAUUGUCGACUGGGAAUAGACAACCUCAAUGCUGAACUGCAUGGGAGAAAAGGGGCAAGGGACCCCUGCUGAGGUAUGUGGGCUGCCAUCUUGGGCUGCCUUAAGGACCUGGGAUCCUUCUGCUACUCCCAGGAAAUGGGCUCCUGACAGAGCAGUCAGCCACCAUAGCCCCAGGAGGGUGUCAACACCAGCAAAUGCUGUAUUUUCAGCAUGCCCAAGAUGACCCUCUCCCCCACCUCUACUUAGCCACUGGGAGGGAGGGGAGACCAUGGUGAGAGCAGUAGCACUCUAGGCAUGGUGAACUCCUGGGACCAAGCCAUGUGGCGUUUUCUAUUUUGCCUUCUGGAAGACUCAAGAUGUGUCUCUUCAUUCUCUCUCUCAGUGUUUGUUUACUUGUUUUUUUUGUUUUUAAUCUCAGAGAGAGGUGUGUUUAGUGGACACAAGCUGUAAUAUUCAGCAAAACUUUGUCAAUUGGCACUGUUUACAAGUUUGUUAGCUGCAUAAGCUCAAUAAAAAGUUGGUCUGGGCAUUACAUCCCCUCUGGCAGGCCAAUAGCUGCACUGAGCUGUUGGGAGUAGUGGGAAGCAAGGGAAAGGUAUAAAGCCAAAGGACAGCAGAAACCCACCAUGUAUUUCACUUCCCUUUCCCAUUCUCCUACCCCUUGGAUGUCACAAGGACCUUAACCUUGUUUCUGGCUUUAGCCACUCACUUUCCCCAAAUCUCAGCGCUUUCCCUUUUUCACUCUCCUAAUAAACUUUAAAAUAGACAUCUUAAUUCAUCAGGCUGUCCUGGAAGGGUAUUCUGUUGGGUCGGGGAGACCCCAUCUUCAAUCCAAGUCCUCAAGAAUUUUCUGGAUGACUUUUAAAAAGGGGAUGUUGGGAAUUAAGGUGACUGGCUACUUGAUCCUAUUCUUUGCUUUAGUGUGAAUUUCAGCAGAUCCAGCUGCCUUCUUGAUUGUAUUUGAAGCAGUAUUGGCUGAAUGAGUCCAUUUUAUGCAGAUUUAAGAUGGAGGGUUGAGCUCUGCUUGCUCACUCAGUCUUUUCUUUUGAUACAUUCUCUUUUGGUCUAUGGGAAUUACAGGGUUACUACUAAAAUGUUUUCUAUUUGUUCAUACUGUAUCAGAGAAUUCAGUUCCCUUCCGCCCUCUGGAGCUUUAGAUGACUCUGCUUCCAAUUCACAGGCUUGAAUCUGUAACCUGGUGUAAACUGCCUUGCUUUCCCCCAAUCUUUCCCCUUGCCAGCACCUGCUUUCUCUAGUCCCCAUCUCCAAUCAAAGAUGGGAUUGCUAAUCCAACUCUAGAGAGGGACCAAGUCUUUUCUGUUCAUAUCUCACACAAUUGAAGGUGUCUCUAAAGUUUGGGAAGGGUCUCUAAGGGGCAGACUCAGAGAAACUUGUGCAGAGGCAGUUUUACCAACACAAGGGCUCUUUCAAGCCAACUUUCACAAAGGGAGCCGGCCUUGUUUGUUAGAUUCUGUGUUGUUAGAGCCAAGAAAGUAGUCAUUAAGUAGCCUAGAUGUAGGAAGGGUAGUAUAAGCACUUAUUCCCCUGCCUUCUAAACCGAAGAGAAGAAUCAGGCCAGCUCUCACUAAUCUCAUGCCUGAAGAGGAGAGGUUUUGGAGAAAGCAGAGAACAGCAUGGACUAGAUAGAUGUUUUGACUCCCAUCAGCCCAUAGUCUGUGAUCUGGAGAGUCCACUAGGGUAACCCUGAUUUUUGCCAACCGCCUUCCUGUUGAACCAAAGUUUUCUCAUUUUCCCUCCACUGGGGAAGCAGCUGAGGCCCAGAGCCUCGCUCCCUGGAAAAUUGUCUUCAUCUUUUGGUGCAUUGGCCAUGUUAUUUUGCCAAUAGUGUCUUAAUUCUUGUCCCAUCUUUUCUCCCUCAGCUGGCCUUGACCCCACAUAUGAGUUUGGGGUGGGGAGGACAAUGGAAAUGGGUAUUAUUUCUUGUAGUUGAUCUUGAUGUUGUGUGUGUAUGUGUAUGUAUAAAGAGACCCCUCCCCUCAUUUUGUGUUUUCCACCCCUCUCACUCCCUCAACAGGAUUGAAAUAAAACUUGCUUCUGUUUUUGUAAAAAUAAGUGUUUUUCUUUAAACUGGAGAUUUUAUUCUAUCAAUAUAAAGCUGUCUAGGCACUUUAGUCAGGUAAUCCUUGCCCACCCCUGCCUCUGUCCUCUGUACACAAACACACACACACAAACACACUGCCCCUGCCAAGAGGGCAUUGAUGGUUCCUCUGUGGACAGGUCCCUUGGGAGGAGUCCAACUGAUGUGUGAAGUCUGUUUGGGAGACUGGGAUAGUGCCCCUUACCUGAUAAAGUAUCUCUCACUGGACAAAACCUCACUCCUGCCUAUAGUAGCCAGAACUUGGUACCAGUGUGGGAGAGACUUCUAUAAGUAGAAAGAUAAUGCUUGAGACAUUUUAUCAUAGACUUUAAUUUUCACCUCUUUCUAGGGCGUAGCACUCAGAGCACAUCUCCAGAGCUGUUUCCAUUCUUGCUCCUGGGAAGGCUGCCUGGCUUUUAGUGAGAUGCAGCUAACCCCUGCUUCUAGCUUAUAUUUUUCAGGGCUCUAGAGGGCCUAUGAUUGUUUCAGUGGUGGAAGACGACAAGGGGAGGCAUCAGCCUUCAGCGCAUACCUGCCUUAUCUAUACAUAUGUCUCUCCUGCUCACUAUCCUGCUGGGAAAGGGGGAUAUACAAAGUUGUUGCUACCAAAAACCCAAGGAAAACAUUUGGAAUAGGAAACCAAAAAUAAAACGAGACUUUACUUUCCUGAUACAUUGUCAAAUUUAAUUUAAAAAUAUAUAUUUUUUAACACAUUUAUUUCAAUAGCAGAUAUAACAAGCUGACAAUUUGAAUAACAAACAGCCUAAUUGAAUACAUAGAACACUGCACUCUUAAAUCAACAGUAUGCAUACUUUUUUUUAAUUGUACAUGAAGCAUUUACGAGAAUUGAUCAUAGCUGGCCAUCAAGCAAGCCUUGAGAAAUUUCAAGAACAUUACAAUAAUAGAAUGUCUGCCCAUAGUGGAAUUAAGCCAGGAAAAAGAAAAUCGUAAAGUUCCUAAUUGUUUGAAACUUAAGCUAUACAGUCUAAAUAACCCAUGAGGCAAAGAGGGAAUCACAAAGGAAAUUAGAAAAUAUUUUGAAUUGGAUGAUAAUGAAGAUAUGCCAUAUCAAAACCUGGGGUAUACAUCUAAAGCAAUGCUUAAAAAGGUCUAUAACCUUAAAUUUACGCAUUACAAAAGAAGAAGGGCUGUUAGUGCUCUUAAGUUUUCAUGUCAAGAAACUGGAAAAGAAUAGCAAAUUUAAAAAGUGGAAGAAUACCAAAAGAAAAAAAUCUAAAAAUGGAAAACAAAUUACAAUAAAGACAAAAGGCAUCUCCUUGAAAACAUAAAAUUGAUAAACCCUAGUAAGACCGAUAAAUCAACAACCUUAUGAACAGAAAAAGGGACAUCAUUCAUAUCUUACAAUUAACAAUCUCACAAACUUCCAGAGGAUAGAAAAAAGAAAACUCUCAACUCACUUUUGGAGCAGCAUAACCCUGCCACCGAAACCUGUCAGGGGUAUCACAAGAAAGAAAAACCAGGGCCGUCUUCUCCCGUGAAUAUAGACAUAAAAUCCCCAAACAAAACAAGCAAAUCAAAUCUAGCAAUAUAUAAAAAUGAUACUGCAUCAGAUGUAACCUGGGUUUUUUGCAAAAAUACAAGUUUGAUACUUGACAACCAGUCAAUCCAAUUAACAUAAAAGGAGAAAAAUCACAAUCACUAGAUAGAUGUAAAACACUACAAAAUUCAACACCUGUUCAUUUAAAACAAAAAACUCUUAUUAGAGAACCAAGAAUAGAAGGACAUGUCUCUAAUAAAAAGAAUCAGCAAGAAACCUACUGUAAGCUUUUCAAUGAUGAAAUAUUGAAAUCUCCAUGAGAUAAGGAUGUCCACUAUCACUUCCAUUUACCAUCAUACUGGUCCCAGCCAGUGUGAUAAACCAAGAAAAUAAAAGGCAAAGGAUUAUAAAGGGAUAAAUAAAAUUCUUUGCUUACAACAUGAUUGUGCACAUCAUAGAUAAUCCAAAAGAGUCUACAACCCUUAGAAUUACUAAGUGAAUUUAGAGAGAUCACAGAAUACAGUCAAUAUACAAAAAAUCAAUUGUGUUUCUUGUAUAUACCUACGAUAAAACAAAAUGAAAUUUUAAAAAUAGAUUGUUUAUAAUAUCAUGAGAAAUCAAGUGCCUAGAAACGGGUACUCAUACAUCAAAAGAUGUACAGAACCUUUUCACUGAAAACUAUGAAACAUUCUUGAGAGGAAUUAACUAUAUAAAUGGAAGGAUAUAUCAUCUCCGUGGAUUGGAAAACAAUAUUGUAAGGAUGCCAAUUCUCUCAAAUUAAUCUGCAAAUUAGACCCAAUUCUAAGUGAAAUCCCAGCAGAUUUAUUUUUGUGAAAAUUGACAACCUGAUUCUAAAAAUUGUAUGGAAAUGUAAAGUGCCAAAACAGCCAAGGCAAUCUUGAAUAAGAGCAAAAACGCAGUUCUUCCUUUCCCAGAUAUCUUCCUUUAACUCUCAAUCUUUUAGUAACAUCUUUUUGUAGACACGACUCUUCUAAAUAUCAUAUAGUUAUGUUUUGUUUUAUGACUCUUUCUGCAAGUUUUGUGUCAAUAUGAAAUAUUAACAUAAUUUGUAUUUUUUAUUCUAACAUCAUUUUGUUCUCUGGGUUUAUUUUAUACUUCUUGGUUGCCCCUCCUUGGUUUUUUGUUUUGUUUUUAUUUUCUGGGAUGGGGACUGUAUAUUGUCUGGUGUUUUGAAGUUAUGUAUCCUGGCUUUUAUAGGUGGUUAGAUUGAUGAUUUUUAAAUGGAAUUUAAUAUUUUGAGUUGCUUUUUUGACUAUCAAGACAAUGGGCUUUAUUUCAGAAAUUGAGCCAUUUGGCUGCAUAGGCUGGGGGAGCUGGCCUCUGACUUCCCAGCCUGACUGUCCUGAGAAGCAGAAAUGUUGAGGUGCAGUGACAUCUACCUUGGGUGUCAGGACAAGUCUGCGCUUGCUUGAGUGGCAGGAUGAGAGUACAGUGUUCAGGGCUCCCUCUUUGCCAGCUACCCCUUCAUUUCAAUUUAGGGCUUCUAGGCCUUUCCUGGGCAUGGUUCCCAGAAAGUCCCUUUGCUACUGCUGCUCUGAUCAGGUUUCUGGAUCUGUUAAUAAUAGAAAACAGUGGGGGAAGGGCCGGAAUUGUGGAAAUAGGAACAACCAAAGCAGAUGGACAGUUCCUGUGCCUGGGACCCCAUCUGUCUGCUCCCUCCCUGGAUCUAAUGAGUGCCCUACGGCAGCGUGCUGCUAAGCCACCCUUUGGAGUCAUACUAAUCUUGUGAAGACCUCCAAGUGCCCAUCCAAACAUCAAAACACACGGCCUGGGGGUCCUGGUGUAUUUAUGGGAACACUGAAACAGUAUUUGAAACCUGGGCUCUCCCAGAAAAUCCAGGAUGUGUGAUAAUACCACUCACAGGAUACCCAGAAGAGAAGGAGUUUGGGAAACAUAGAGCUGAAGCAAACGACUCAGAAAGAGGCAACCUCAGAAAGAGGCAACCGUAUAUAGCCCUGGAUAUGGAAGAGCAGUAGGGAAUGUGAAGGUGAAGCAUGGAAAAAUAAGGAGGUGGUGAUGUUGGAGGAGUAGAAAUGGGAGGACAAUUAGGGCCUCCAUCUUCUGCCUCCACUCUUCCUCUGUCAAAACUUGGUCUCAGUAAAGAGUAUGGUAUACUCAACCUGGGUAUAAAUUGUGAGAGAUCAAUAAGGCUUCAGAAAUUACCAGUUGCAAAAAGUUUAAACCCUUUUGUAAAAUGUAACACAGAUCUAGAAAACUACAUAAAGAAAAUGUAUAGCUUAAUAAAUUAUUAUAAAGCAAAGAUCCUUGUUAGCGUCUAGGAUUAGAAAUAGAGCUUGGCCAGCUACGUGCCUCAUCCCAUUACAACCCCUCCCUUCUCCCAAAAGUAACCACUAUUCUGACUUUUAUGAUAUUCACUCAGGAGGAUUGUAUUUUAAUGGGACUAAAGGUUUAGCUAUAAAUAAUCACUAAUGGUAGAAUAUUAGGCAGUUGAAGGGUAUUUGGAGCCAUGAGAGGCAGCUAGAUCUCAGGACACUUAAAAUUAUAGCAUUUCGUACAGUUAGUUCCCUCUGUGCCUAUGAUUAAGAUACAUACACUUCACUGGAAAAGGAUCCCACAGAAGUCGAAGUAGAGACAGGACUGUGCCCUACGCCCUCAGCUGCCUUAUUGUCAUCCACUGGUCCAGAAAGAACCAUGCCCCACAAUCUUCCCAAGGCAGAGCAAAAGUAGGUCCCAGCUCACAGUGCUUGGGAGUAUGAAAGGGGGUAGUUGUCUCUGCUGCUGACAGCUGACACAUAUGAGUCCAGGACAGCACCUCAAUUUCCUUGGGCCUCAGUUUCUCACUGAGUUAUGGGGUCAUAAUAAAGCCCUUUAAAAUUCCCUUUCCUCAAUUUUGCUUCCUGUUUCAGCUGCCUGUUCAUUCACCCUUGUAAGGAGCUCAUUACUUUCCUUUGCAGAUUGGACAUUUUUCUAGCUCCUCUCUUUGCUCUCAAUUCUUCCACUCCACGAGUUUGCUUCAUCUCUCUGCACAUUUAUAAACAUGCAUGUAGGUCCUGGCACACUGGAGGUGCUAACAAAUGUAUACAUAGAUAACUAACCAGCCCUCUAUACUCUAAUAAAUCAUUCCUCUUCUCCCGUUCUCCUAAUCUUCCUCCUUUUCCAUCCUAUUCCUUGCUUCCUUUCCUGGUGCCACAGAGCUAGAUUGAGUGCCCUGCAAAGCAGGAGGCAGAGACACAGGAGCACAGGCCCGUGGAAACAGAUGCCAUGGAAGGAAGGCAGAUGAAAUAAGGACAAAGACAGUCAUAUCACAUGCAGAGAGAGACCGACCAGAAUGAGAAGUGGUGAUUCACGGAGCACAGCAACUCAGAUAUUCCUUGGGUUUCACUUUGAGAGCUACUGCGAGAUU